CUUAAGGAAAAUUUUCCGAUUCUUUUAAAAUGUUCUUUUAAAAGAAUAAGCCUAAUGUAUUACAAUGGGUACGGUGCAUGCAUCAAGAAAAAAAUUAGAAGAACCAAGUGUAAUAAGUAAUGAAGAUUGUAUACCGUGCGAAGCAGAAGACAAAGCACCAGGAAAUCCUGGUAGUUUCGAAGAUAUACAUAAAAAGGUUAAAGAUCUAUAUCCGCAAAACUUUGAAGGUGCGCGGCUCAUCAUCAACAAAAUUCUUAGUCAACAUUUUAAUGUGACACAUACUAUUACUCUCAGUUCCGUUACCCCGUCUGGAUAUAAAUUCGGUGCAAAAUAUAUUGGUACAAAAGUGGUUAAUCCUAAUGAAAGAUAUCCUGUAGCUUCGGGAGAUAUCGCACCAAAUGGAAAUUUGACCGCCUCUUUUAUGCAUACGAUUGGAUGUAGACUUAGGUACAAAUUAUCGGCACAAAUUGCCGAUGGAAAAUGCAAAGCAUCGAGUUCCAGUCUGGAAUAUCGGUCGAAUGAUUUCACUGUAGCGAUAACCCUAGCCAAUCCAAAAUUUACAAAGAAGCAAGGAACAGUGGUAAUACACUUUUUACAAUCGAUCACAUCGAGAAUUGCGUUAGGAGCCGAGAUUGCAUGCCUUCGUGGCUCAAAAGUUCCAGGCGGUCAACAGACGGUCAUGUGCAUGGCUUUUAGACACAGUACAGGACUUACAACAUUAUCUGGGACUAUAGGUGAAGCGGGUCUUCAUCUUUGUUAUCAUCGCAAAGCUAGCUCGCAAUUGGAAAUUGGGGUCGAGUUAGAAACAAAUACGAGGACACAUCAGUCAAUUGCUACUAUAGUUUAUCAAGUAAAUGUACCAUAUGCGGAUCUUCUUUUCCGAGGUAUCGUGAAUUCUGAAACUACAGUCGGUGGUGUAUUUGAGAAGAAACUAUACCCAAUUCCAGAAUCCUCACUGAUUAUUAGCGCACUUUUAAACCAUAGAAAACAACAAUUUCGUGUGGGAGUUGGUCUUAAUAUUGGACAAUAAUGAAGAAUGUAUGAUAUAAUUUG
Molecule: messenger RNA, 1053 nt
Organism: Apis laboriosa (Himalayan honeybee)
Lineage: Eukaryota; Metazoa; Arthropoda; Insecta; Hymenoptera; Apidae
Product: mitochondrial import receptor subunit TOM40 homolog 1-like
Exons: 1
Coding region: 65-1030 (321 amino acids)
Biological process (GO): protein import into mitochondrial matrix
Cellular component (GO): mitochondrial outer membrane; mitochondrial outer membrane translocase complex
Molecular function (GO): transmembrane protein transporter activity
Source: RefSeq, a predicted model, not a curated record